AUAUAUCAAUCAAGAUUUUUACUCGCUGCAUUCAAGUGUUGGAAAGUUAUUUUAAGAAUUUAUACAAAUACAACUGAAUUAUCUCGUAUAUGUUCAAAUGCUGUAAUUGAAACGGGAAUUGUAUCCAAUGAUUUAAAUGAUUUAAAUGAUUCAAAUGAUCGAAAUGAUGAUUCUUCUAAUUCUUCUUAUGGAGAUAAAA
This is a messenger RNA of Dentiscutata erythropus, 199 nucleotides long. The record is from the annotation of a GenBank genome assembly. Lineage: Eukaryota; Fungi; Glomeromycota; Glomeromycetes; Diversisporales; Gigasporaceae.